AUGGGGUCGGCCUUGUGUAAACGAGAAAAAAUAGUCGAUGAAGUGGCUGAAAUCGCCAACAAAACAAUCGAAAAAGAGUUGAAGAAAGACCGAAUUCAAGAAAGGAAAACAAUAAAAGUUCUGCUGUUAGGUAGGUUUUUGUUACGAUUCUUAACAAAAUGGCAAAUACUUAUAACUAACCUUAAUAGCUAUGUUUUAAGGCCAAAUGGUAUUCAAAUCCGUAAAUUUUAAAAACUGUAUCUUGUACUACUAAUGGCAAAAAAAUAAACUAAACUAAAAACUAUCCACCAUGUUUAUAGGCAGUGCGGACUCAGGAAAAUCGACGAUAGCAAAGCAGAUGCGAAUACUACACGCUCAUGGUUUUAAUGAAAGUGAACUUAUCAAUUACCGAUAUAUGAUUUUCACAAACAUGGUCGUAAUAUACCAUCAUUUGUGCCGUGGAUGUCAAGCCUUAAAUGUGCCAGUGAAUGAGGACGAACAAGAUUUGUACGAAAAGUUUUUGAACAAACACUUGAAAAUCUUGGACUUUCUCGACGACGACAUAAUCGUUUCGUUGGCUCAAAUGAGGAAUUCACAAUUCACGAAAGAAGGCCUUAAACAUGUGGAAAAGUUCUACAUGCCCGAUAACUCUCUAUAGUAAGUCGUAAAUUAGAUCUGGCUUCAAAAAUAAUUUUAUAAAAUCAGCCAAACAUAAAAACUAACAUACUGUAGCCAAGAUAAUGAAAAACUGUUUCAGACCUUCAAAAGGUGCCAAAACUAACGAUAAACAUAAAAAUUCCCGAAAAAUAUUGUCUAAAGUUGUAUCAAUUUCAGCCUCUUUGCCAACGCUCACCGCAUUUUGGAUCAGAACUACCACCCAACAGAGAUCGAUAUUAUUCAUGCCCGCGCUUCAACGACUGGCGUAUACGAAAUUGGAUUUCAAUUCCGAAACUUUUAUAUCAGGUUAGUCUAAAUACCGCUUUGAUCCAUAAUAACACUAGCCACAUAAUCUUAACCUCAAAUUACGAAAAGAUUAAUGACAAGAGGCUAGCUAAUAAAUCAUGCCAUGUUUUGAGCUUAUUUUUCUUUAUACGCUUCUGACUGAGCUUUUUAAUUUCUUUUUACAAUUCUAAUAUUUCCAAAACUCCAGGUUAAUCGACGUCGGUGGUCAGAAGACCGAACGACGAAAGUGGAUUCACUGUUUUGAAAAUGUGACAGCUGUGUUGUUUGUAACAGCAUUGUCGUGUUAUGAUCAAUUUUUGGAAGAAGAGCCAACAAAGGUGAGCUUUAACCUACGCUUUCACACCUACAUUCUUGUGAGAAAGUUCUUUCUAUGCGUUUUUACAUAAUUUUGUUUUUUCUUUAAAGUUUAAAGGGCGCUACCGUAAACAGACCUUAUUUUAAACAUGCAAAUACUGUCUGCCAUAAUAAAGCUUUUUAAUAUUGAAAGACUUGAAAAUUAACUGUAAGGCUUCAAAAUGCACGCACAAGUUUUAAAACUUAUUAAGUGUACUAAAAACAGCUGAGUUUUCAAAUAAAAUACUGUUUAUAUCCAAGCACACAAUAUUCAUUUUUUUGUCUAUUGAACUAAAUACAAAUUUACUUUCAGAACUGUCUAGAAGACUCUGUGGAACUAUUCAACUGCAUGUACAACAACGAGUAUCUCCGAAAAUGCAACUUUAUUCUGUUUUUGAAUAAAACGGACAUUUUGGAACGAAAAGUUGAGCAUUCCUCCUUCAGCAAGUACUUUCCCAACUAUUCAGAGAAGGAAAAGUACGAGGAAGUACGGGAUUACAUCAAAGAACUAUUCACAGAGGUGAGUAACUUUUUUUGACUAAUAACUCUAAUCUUUUUACACUUUAUGGCUUAGGCCAACAGGUUGGCUCACCUUAUGGGUCAGGCCAAGAGACUGGCUCAUUUUAUAGCCUAGGCCGGCAGCCAAACUCAAUUUACAAGUUUAGGCCGACCGCCAGGUUAUUUUCAUACGCAAUAGCUAAGUAAAUUUCACACCCUCACAUACAUAAUAGUGCAAAGUACUCUUAUUGAUUCCAAUUAGUUUUAAAACAUUUUCUGUUAUUGGCAUUGGAUUUUACGUCAAAAUAGACAUAUUUUCAGACCAUAACCUUUAUUAGACUUUUCUGCAUAAGAUCUUGAAAUAAUCAUUAAAAUUUUAAAAUUUAUCAUCUUUUUAAUCUCCUGUUUACAAUUAUGCUCCUCAUACUAUUAUAACAUGCACAAAUUUCAGGCCGAAGUCGAUGAUACCAGGCAUAUCUACUUGCAUUUUACAAAUGCCACCGACCGCGGGAACAUUGACUUUGUGUUUGGCGCGGCGUGCGAUAUCAUUUUGCAAAAUAAUCUCAACAAAGCGGGCAUGAACUGA
Messenger RNA from Bursaphelenchus okinawaensis, 2359 nucleotides. The record is from the annotation of a GenBank genome assembly. Lineage: Eukaryota; Metazoa; Nematoda; Chromadorea; Rhabditida; Aphelenchoididae.